AUGUCUAAGCGUAUGAUCAGUGACGUCUACAGUGUCUGCUGGAAACUGUCUCCCUCGGGUGCUGCUGAGCCAGCCAGGACUAUUCGCAAGGCAAGAGGACGUCUCAGUCGUCUCACUUCUAGCCAGCACAACACAGCUUACUAUGAUCCUUUUCAAACAGAACAAGUCCAGCAGCAGCAGCAGCAACAACAGAAUAAUAAUAAUAAUAAUAAUAAUAAUAAUCAUUAUCAAAGAUUAGAAGAAUCAGCACCAAAACGGCAGCGUUCGCUUACUUCCGUUGUCUUUAAACACCUUGCGCCGGUAGUUGUGUAUGGUACUGCACUGGCACUUUCGGCCUAUGACUUCUUUUUGGCCGACCUCUCAUUAAUGAGAACUGAGAGGAAAAAGCAGCCGGCCAUGCGCGGCUUUGGGGUCGACUUUGCACCCUUCUUUGACCGCACCCCUGAGCAGGAGUCCCGAAAGCAGCUUCACGACGAAAGCCUCCGACGCAUAUGCCUCGAAAAGACUCGGUCCAUGCAAGUGGCGCCACGCCUCUUGUCCUCGGACAACAAUGAUUGGGGAUACAUUGACAAAAAUGACUAUCACGUCCACUUUUUCUCUACCGGAACACCACCACCCAAACCAAAGCGACAUCACACCCUUGGACGGCACUAG
Molecule: messenger RNA, 654 nt
Organism: Phycomyces blakesleeanus NRRL 1555(-)
Lineage: Eukaryota; Fungi; Mucoromycota; Mucoromycetes; Mucorales; Phycomycetaceae
Exons: 2
Coding region: 1-654 (217 amino acids)
Source: RefSeq, a predicted model, not a curated record